Molecule: messenger RNA, 1160 nt
Organism: Mizuhopecten yessoensis (Yesso scallop)
Lineage: Eukaryota; Metazoa; Mollusca; Bivalvia; Pectinida; Pectinidae
Exons: 8
Biological process (GO): cell-matrix adhesion
Cellular component (GO): cell surface
Source: RefSeq, a predicted model, not a curated record
UGGUGCGCAGGUUAAACCAACAACAUUAAGAGAUAUAGGAACAAUGGCGGCUGCUCUGUCAAAAAACAUCCUUGACACAAUUCUAGAUGAAACUAUGGCUGAAAGUGUUCCUUUUUCUAUGGAAGCGAUUAAGGAAAAGAGAACAUCACAAGAUAUAAGAAAAAAAGCGGGAUUCAAAAACGAUAUCAAUGAGGAUGAACAAAAAAAGUUCGAUGAACAAGAAAAAUAUUUCAAGGAAAAAGGUGCGACUGCCUUAGAGAGAACCACUGUAGCCCCUAGCAGCAGAAAGAGGAGAUCGACAGCCUCCCUGACAUGUACGGUUAUGCACUUGCUUGGUACUACUGGACUUUCUGCACUGACCACUACCCAGAUUUCCAACUUAGCUGACCAUGAGUUUGUCGAUUGUGCUGAGACCCUAGGGUCGGUCACUGACUACAGUACCGCCCAAAAGGACGCACUCUUGGUCGUAGCUACCCGAGCAACGGUGUGGGGUGACCCGUCCUCCUGGCUCACUACUGACAUAUACAGCUCCGGUGUGAUAUGUCAGGCCAUGACCGAGGUCCAGAUCGCCACCCUCAACCUUGAUCUGGAUACUGUCAGUCGUCUCGGACAGUUUAAUGGCUGGGACACGCUCAAGAAAAAAUCAGUAUUUGCCCGAUGGUUGAAUCUACACAAGUCCGGAGACAGUAGCACGAUAACUGCCAGUGAGCUGCGGUCGCUUGGACACAUCACGUGUGGAGCUGAGACCAGUCACAUCAACAAUAUACCGAUAUCUGUCUACCAGGGCGCAGUGGAUUCCAUUGGAGAACUGACAAGUUGUGAGAUCAGUCAACUCCAGGCGUUUGCAAGCCUUGCUAAAACUGCUUAUGGGAGUGCCAUCUCGACAUGGGAUUCGACAGUGAUUACCAACGUCGGAACAAGCAUAGGUGGACUGAGUGCAAGUGAGAUCAGCAGCUUGACAGCGUCCCAGAUUGAUGCUGUGGAUCCCAACCACAUUUCGUACAUUCCCAACGCUAUUUUUUCGGGUUUCACGGCUAGCCAGAUCAACACAUUCAGUCCGUCGCAGGCUCAGUCCACCACCACGAGCCAGAGGGCAGCACUGACGUCAUCCCAACUCAACGCUUUAUCUACAGUAGCAUCCAUUACAUGGGUCAGCGCAG